Messenger RNA from Podarcis muralis (Common wall lizard), 7355 nucleotides. It is a transcript of the gene DTNB, whose product is annotated as dystrobrevin beta. Gene Ontology annotation, biological process: synaptic signaling. The record is from RefSeq and is a predicted model, not a curated record. Gene Ontology annotation, cellular component: plasma membrane; synapse. Gene Ontology annotation, molecular function: zinc ion binding. Lineage: Eukaryota; Metazoa; Chordata; Lepidosauria; Squamata; Lacertidae.
GGAGCCCCUUGGCUCCCUCAGGAAACGGGCGGGCGGCGCAGGCCCCGAGAGACCCCCCCCCGUCUCCCUCUGAGGGGGCGCCGUCCGUGGGAGACGCCGGGGCGGGAACUGGCCUGGGACGCCUUUCCGGGGGGGGGACGACGACCCGCCUCCUCGGCUCACAGCCUGCGCUUCUCACCGCCCGACAACAGCCCCGCCAGGAUGAUUGAGGAGAGCGGGAAGAGGAGGAGAACGAUGGCGGAGAAGAGGCAGCUGUUUAUGGAAAUGAGGGCUCAGAACUUCGACGUCAUCAGAUUGUCAACGUAUCGGACUGCCUGCAAACUGAGAUUUGUGCAAAAAAGAUGUAAUCUUCACCUUGUGGAUAUCUGGAAUAUGAUUGAAGCCUUCCGAGAUAAUGGCCUUAACACAUUGGAUCACAACACGGAGAUCAAUGUGUCUCGAUUAGAAACCAUCAUUUCCUCCAUCUACUACCAGCUGAACAAACGCCUUCCUUCUACUCACCAGAUCAGCGUGGAGCAAUCCAUCAGCCUUCUCCUCAACUUCAUGAUAGCAGCAUAUGACAGUGAGGGCCACGGAAAGUUGACGGUGUUUUCCAUAAAAGCCAUGUUGGCAACCAUGUGCGGUGGGAAGAUUCUGGACAAGUUGAGAUAUAUCUUCUCUCAGAUGUCGGAUUCCAACGGCCUGAUGAUAUUUUCAAAGUUUGACCAGUUUCUGAGGGAGGUUCUCAAACUUCCCACAGCUGUGUUUGAAGGGCCUUCCUUUGGGUACACGGAAAACUCUGUGCGGACGUGUUUCUCCCAGCAGAAAAAGGUCAUGCUAAACAUGUUUUUAGACACGUUAAUGGCUGACCCGCCGCCCCAGUGCCUUGUGUGGCUACCUCUCCUGCACAGACUUGCCCACGUUGAAAAUGUCUUCCAUCCUGUGGAGUGUUCUUACUGCCGCUGUGAGAGCAUGAUGGGCUUCCGCUACCGGUGCCAGCAGUGCCACAACUACCAGCUCUGUCAAAACUGCUUUUGGCGCGGCCACGCAAGCGGCCCUCACAGCAACCAGCAUCAGAUGAAGGAGCACUCCUCUUGGAAAUCGCCUGCCAAGAAGCUGAGCCAUGCCAUUAGCAAAUCUCUUGGUUGUGUACCCAGUCGAGAGCCUCCUCACCCCGUGUACCCGGAGCAGCCAGAGAAGCCCCUUGACCUGGCCCACACAGGCCCUUCCCGGCCCCUCGCGAACAUGAAUGAUGCCAUGGUGACCCACAUGUCCUCCGGAGCCCCGACUCCAACGAAAAGGUUGCACUACAGCCCGGCCCCCUCCAAGCGGCUUAGGGAUGAGCAUGCCCUGAUCGCAGCCUAUGUGAGCCAGCUCCAGAGCGGUGCACGCAGCGUCCUGGACAGCCCCAGCAGGCUGGACGAGGAGCACCGACUCAUCGCCCGCUACGCUGCCAGGCUAGCUGCGGAAGCUGGAAACGUGCCACGCCCACCCACAGACCUGGGGUUCAACUUCGAUGCCAACAAGCAGCAGCGGCAGCUGAUAGCAGAGCUGGAGAACAAGAACAGAGAGAUUCUGCAAGAAAUUCAGCGGCUGCGGCUGGAGCACGAACAGGCCUCUCAGCCGACACCAGAGAAAGCCCAGCAGAAUCCGACGUUGCUGGCGGAACUGAGGCUAUUGCGGCAAAGGAAGGAUGAGCUGGAGCAGCGAAUGUCCGCCCUCCAGGAGAGCCGGCGGGAGCUGAUGGUGCAACUGGAAGGGCUUAUGAAGCUGCUCAAGGAAGAGGAGCAGAAGCAGGCAGCUCAGGCCGCAGGGUCUCCUCCGACCUCCCCCGGCCACGGGACGGGGCGCUCCAUGCCCAUGCCAGUCCGCUCCACCUCCGCCGGCUCCACCCCAACUCACGUGCCCCAAGAUUCCCUGGCGGGAGUCGGAGGAGACGUCCAGGAAGCAUUUGCACAAGGGACCCGGCGAAACCUCCGUAACGAUUUGCUGGUAGCAGCCGAUUCGAUCACGAACACAAUGUCAUCGUUGGUGAAGGAGCUUCAUUCGGGUGAGGAAGGAGGCGAGGAGGAGGAGGAAGACAAGAUCCAGAACGGGAAGGACCGAGGUUAAGCGGAAGACUCCGCCCUGGCCAGCCAUUCAGGUAAAGAGGCGCGAGCUCCUCUUCUCAAGACGUUUCCACAUCCUUCCGACGAGGCAUGUGCCAGCCGACACAUCUGCCAUUGUCAAGUCGCGAGGACUCGCAGGGAAGCCGCCUCUUUCCAACGGACCGCGUGGCAGCCUUCCUGGGGGGUGGGGAGGGCGGGGGCAUCUCCUUUGGUUUGCAUGUCCUGUUUCCAUCCGUCUCCCCCCCGUGCUUAAUUGGGCAGCACCUCAUCUCAAGUUUGGACGAGAAGACGUUGUCGAGAGCCGCUUCCAGGCAGAGACCGGCCAUGUCUCCCGCGAAGCAUCCUCUUCCCUCUCCAGCAGAGCGGUCGCCUCACCACCCACAGGCCACCCCCCGCGUGGUCUCCAGAAAAAGCAGACUUCUUAUUCCAUGUGGCCGAGUUUCCUUGUGCAAAGUGUGGGCGGAAUGCUCCGUUGCGGAAUGCGGAAGCCCUUCUGGCCUUCCCCACAUGCCAUGGAUGUCGGGUUCCCUGGGCCGUUGGCGGGUGCAGUUCACACAGGACAGGCUGGGAGGCAAGUGGGAUGGAUGGCUCCCUGGGAGGUGGGCAGUUCUGGCCCGCACGGCACAGCCCACACAAAGCCCACUGGGAUGAAUGUGCCAGCAUAGCCCCCCCCCCUUAUUUCAACAGUGGUUGCGCAGGGAGCAUCCUGGAGGAUUGUGCCGCAUGUUUGAGGGACGGGGUGGGCUGCCGUUUGGCUCUUCCCCCCGGAGUCCCCGAAGAUCUUGUGCCGGCUCCAGUGCCAAGAGGAGAGGAGUGGGGCGGAGGGAGACCCAGCCUCUGGAGGCCGCCCUGUGGGGAAGCUUCAGGUGGUGGGGCAGCAGCAGCAGCAGCAGCACAGCUCACUCAGUUGACUCGUAGCAUUGGAAGGGACCCACAAGGGGCAUCUAGUCCACCCCCUGAAUUGCAGAACUCAUAAAAAGCAGCUGGUCUUUGAACAAAGAAGAUCCUGGCCCACUUGGGUACUUGGCACCAGAAGCCAAUCUCUCUACUGCUGGCUUUGGGGUUUGGAAAGUGGCUCUUGGUGGAUGGGCCAAAGGCGUAAAUGGACGCGAGGGGGGGGGCAGCAAAGGAAGGCAGAGCAAUAAUCCAGUUGGCACAGAGUGAGCUGCCUGGUUGCCCUGGCUCUCUGGGGGUGGGGAAGAGGGUCCCUGCAUGUCUCUCCAUGUUCCAGAGAGAGAGGGAGAGAGAGGGGGGGGGGAACAGCCAUGUUUGCUGGUGAUACAGUCCAACCAAAAUAUUGUGAACGGGCUGUCAAGCAAGCAAAGGAGUGAUGAUAACCUGCUGGGUUCUUUGCGAGAAUCACAGAACUGUCGAGUUGGGAGGGCCCUCCAAAGGGCAUCUAGUGCAUCCCCCCCGCAGUGCAUCAAGUGCAGCUAAAGCAUCCCUGACCCAAAGGGCUCCUGGCCGUCCUUUGGUUUGGUGACGAGCCGCGUGUUGGUGACUCAGGCCGGUGAGGUGUCUGGGGAAGGAAGAGCUGCAAGGGAAACAUCUGGGCAAAGCACAAAUCCCGGUUGGUGGUGCCUCAGCGUUCGAACGAGGGGGGCUGGGCUUGAUCCGCCCCUUUGGGCUGGUUUGGGGGGGGCAGUUCUGCUUCUCUCCUCCCUGGGCAUUGGAAGUGGUGUCUCUGACUGCAGAGAACUGUCUAGGGCUACAUUUCUUUGGUUCUCGUUAAUGCACCAGAAAGGGGAUUCGGAGCAGGGUUUUUCCCCGGGGCAUUCAGACAUUUUGCCAAACACAGGAAAGGCCUUGCUUGGCUCAGACCAGACACCCUCCAUCUCACUCAGCAGCCACCCAGAGGCAAAAGACAGCAAAGGAAAUCCACCAGCCCCAUCCCUGGGCCUGCCACCUCCCCUCAUUUCAGCCAGAUUGUGCCCCUGCAAUAGCCUUCUCCAGACCCACUCCCACCUUUGGACUGGCCCCAGGAGGAGCCCCCUUCUCUGCCCCCCAUUACCCACUCCAAUACACUGGUCAGUGAUGCCCAGGGUGGCGACCAAGUCCCUGUCCCUCAACUCUCCCGGGACUUCCUCUUGCUGCCAGCCUGUGUGGAAAGUGACCUUCUAUGCUGUGCUCCUUGGUGCCCCCCCCCAAAAAAAAACUCUGCACAUUUUAGCCUACCAAGUGGUCUGGCAGACGCUUCAACAUACCAGAGCCUGCUCUUAGUCUUCCUGAGAGUGGCAGGAGAUGGAGAGGCAAUCAGUGGCCAUGGGGCUGCAGGCCCUCUCUGCCUCCCCAGCAGCCGCGGGCAAGGGGGCACGCUCCGAGGCCUUGGCUGGUCUCAGCCUGGCAGAAGCUCUGCGUGGGGCUGAGCCAGGGUUUCCCAGGGCUGCCUGCACAGCCUCUGCAUCUCUCGCUUCCCCUGUGACAGCAGCCGGGGCUGCUUCCGGUUGUGGAAAUCCCCCUGGCCGUGAGAAAAGGGGUCUGGGGAGGCGGGUGGGAGAAGGGGGCCGAGCCCUUCUCCCUGCAGGGGCCGUUGGGGAGAGGCCAGGAAGCUCCUGCAACCAUCUUCUGCCUGUCACAGGAGCCGGAGCUCUGCCAGAGCUCCCUUGUCAGGCUUGCUGGGGGCCCAGCACCGCCUCCUGCUCUGCCUGGACCUCUGAGGCUCCCCUGGUUUCUGCCUCUUCUCCAGGUGCAAAGCUGCUGCUCUUGCAGUUCAGGCAAAACAGCCUCCAGCUGCCGGGCUUCCAGCUUGGGCUAAAAGAGAGGGAUUUGUCCCAGCCUGCCGGACGUCCCCACACCCGCCUUGGGACACCAUCCUAAGAUUGUUAUUAAGAAUAACAGAACCGCAGGGCGGUGUACAAUAUAAAAACUCAAAAAUAUGUACCAUAGUAACAAGCAAAACCAAUGCACACACACACCAGUUUAAAAGGCCAUUGAUUGCUCCCUGCAGUCAAUAAAGAAUGCUUCCAAUUACCAGGAGGGGAGAGGGUUCUCCUACUCGCGAGUUUGUGGGUAUCUAGUUUGCCACUGUGAGCGCAAGAGGCUGGCCGGAUCCCUUUGGUCCAGCAGGCUCUCCUCGUGGUCUGAAAGUGGGGCUUGGACAUGCACCCUCUUUCCAAGGCACUCUUCACUUGCUGCUGUCCCGUCGGCCGGGGCCUCCUUUGCAGCUGCUCCCCGAGGGCUCCCGCUGUCCCUGUGAGGUGGCUGCCUCCACCACCCGGGACUGCAGGCCUCACCGCUGCAUUGCCAAGGCCUCCAUGCCUUACUGUGGCUCAGAGUGGGGGUCCCAGAAGGCUCUCUGCGGCUGGUGGGCUCCAACUGAGAGGGGGCAGGAUUGGUUUAUGGUGUUGGUGGCCAGGCUGGCCGGCCAUUAUGACCCCCGUCCUCCUGCUCCUUGCCUUUCAUUCCUCACAGCAACAGCGACUAGUUUUUCCUUAACCUCUGCAGGGCCACCUCUGGGCUCCUGGAAGCAACAGGGAAAGACUGGAUGAUAGAAUUGCAGGGUUGGGUCAUCUAGCCCUGCAAUGCCGGAAUCUGUUUGCCCAUUGUGAGGCUUGAACCCACAACCGUCAGAGUCUCAGGCUUUACAGACUGAGCUAUCCCAGGGAAGGUGCCACGUGGGUGAAGGGAAGGAGGGGCUGCUUGUGUUUUCGUUCCAGGUGGGUCAGUGGCUCCCCCAAUUCUCUUGCUACUGGGGAUCAGCAACAGAGCUGCUGUUUUUUUGUGGGGGGGGGGUCAGCUGCCUGUUCAUAUAUUCCCACAUCACGUCCCCCCAGAACUGCAGUUGGACUCUGUCUCUAGCGGCAUCUGUUGCCCCUGAAUCUGACCUUCCCUCAGAACAAGCAUCCAUGUGCAAGGUUACGUCCUGGAUCUUUUUGCGAAGCAGGGGUGGCAAAUUGCCAGCCCCCUCCCAAGCCCCUGGAGACCAGGGAUGGUGGGCUUUGGGUGGGCUCCUGGGGGAGAAAGCGAAGCGUCUGAGCAGGGACCCCCUUGCAGAUGCCUCCUGCGUUUUCAAAGUCACCCGGCAGCCAGGUGGAGAAGGCCUUGGCAGGCAGACUUGGCGCCUGUGCCAGCCCAGAGCCCCUGGUGGCAGCCGGCCCUUCGCCCGGGGGCUUUCAUCACAGUGACUCGAGGCCCAGGGAGCUUUGCCAAGUGCAAACAGGUGUGGGGAAGGUGACCGGAAAGGAAGUCGAGGCAGCGGGAGCUUAGAGGGCAGCAACUGUGCCAGGGCUCUGGGGCUGGGGUGGCCGAGAGGAGCUGCUGCUGCUGCUGUCAGUUGUGCAUGGACCCAGUUCCACCAGUCCAAGGUUGCCAGCUCCCAACCCCUCAGGCCUGCGCUCUGCAGAUACCUGGCUAGUGAAAAGGAACUGUCUCAUUUUGCAAAGCCUGACAGAGGCCUCUGGAUAUUAGUUGCUGGAAAUGGCAGGUGGGGAGAGGACGGGGUCCUGCUUGUGGGCAUCAGGUUGGCCACCGUGAGGGCCUGGGAAGUGGCUAUGAUGUUGGAGGGGAGAAUGUGGCCGGGUGUUUCUGUGGAGCUGCAGGAGAGGCAGUGGGAGGGAGACCAGAUGGGAGAGAGUUUCCUCCCAGGUGGGAAGCGGAGGCGAAUCAGCCGGAUGCCAAGUGGGGGCCAUGAUAAGUAGGAAGCGAUCAAGGGGGCCCAGGCCCCUGGUGCUUAAGGUGGGCAUGUGCCUGAUCUCAGGUGCUGCUUGCCACACUGGGUAGCCAGGGCUUGUGCCAUGCCGCUGGGGCCCCCCUGAGUUAGCCAGGCUGUGAGGGAGGGCUGUGCUGUUCAGGUCAUUGGGGAUCUGUGCCCUCCCAGAGCUCUGAGUCCUGGCACCUGCUUCCUGCCAGGGCCUCAGUUGUGAGCACAUUGGAGAGGCCAUGUGGGGAUCUGUGUUUUCCAGCCCAGGCUAGAUCUCAAGCGAUCGCUAGGACUGCAACAGACGACGGACGCUUCCUUGUCCGCACACCCGAAUCUGUCUGGGUGCUAGUUGACGGCCAGUGUGAGGACCCUUGUAAGAAUUCCAGUUUACAACCACUUCCCCGCUUCUCAUGUCUGUGUGUCUGCCUGCCUGUGUGCGCGUGGGAGCACACACUUGAAUGUACGAAUGUGAAUCCUGGGCAUGAGUGUUUUCAUUUUACACAAAAAAAAGGUUGAAAUACCUGGGAGAUUCUGUACAUGUUGGGAAGACGUCUAAUUGCAAGCUGUAAACUGGAAGCCACGUUCUCUCAUCUGCCAAAUAUUUAAUAAAACGAGUCCCGUCCAUCUCA